AUGUUCGGGUCAAUGCUACCCAGAUAUGGAUUAAGAAGCAUAUUUACUUCUUCAACACGGAGCUUUCGUGCUGUAGAAGGGGAGGCGAUAAAACCCAUUCAUCGCGCCACUUACCUCCCUGACCUUGCUCCAGGAGAUUAUACUGUCACCAACCCUCAUCCCAGCAUAUUUGACCUCCAACAGGCCAAUAAUGUUUCCAACUCCCCAUCACAUAUAACUGGAGUGACUGGAGUAAAUCUUGAUAUACCCUACUGGAAGGCGCUCCGACCUUGGAAAGAUGUAGAGGAGGACAAGUUUCUCAGUUACCAAUGGCAGGUUUCAAACAGCGUACAAGGGGAGAAGAAACUUCGAGAAUUUCUUGCUGACGUGCUUCCCAACAAUAUCCCUUCAUCCAGAACUAGAGUUGGAAACCCGAAUGUCGCGCCAAUUACCACAGCGUAUGCAUUCAUAGAAAGCGUCUCUGAUGCGAUAUCCAAAGCUCCCAUGGCUAUUCGAUUGACACCGCAUAUAUUGAGCGUCAUUGACUGGUCGGAUCCUGUGAACGAUCCUAUUCGGCGCCAGUUUAUCCCGUUAGGAAGCGAACUAUUACUCGAUCAUCACAGGCUAAAGCUUGAUUCUCUCAACGAGGAGCACGAUUCACCGGUUAAAGGCUUAGUCCAUAGGUAUCCCACCAAAGCCCUGUUUUUAGUUGGAGCCAAUACUGACACUGUGACCAAAAACUCUCUCAAACCCACAAAGCGACGCUGGGACGAAGUUUUUAACUACAUAGAAAAUACUCCCCAACUCAACGAUAUAGUGGUGUCAGGAGGCGACUCCUUCUAUCUUUCGCCUGAGCAACUCUACGACAUCGGAAAGCGUUUGCUUGAAAUCCCACACAUCAGACGAUUUCGGUUUGCGACAAAGGGCCUGGCAGUUGUCCCAUGCCGCAUUUUGGACCCUCAGGAUACCUGGAGCGCUGCUUUAAUCGCAAUAUCUGACAUGGGAAAGAAGAUGGGCAAGGCGGUUGCUGUCCACACCCAUUUCAACCAUCCAAAUGAAAUUACUUGGAUUACCAGGCUGGCUGCUCAAAAGCUUUUCGAGAAUGGGGUCACUGUGCGCAACCAGACAGUUCUUCUACGCGGAGUCAACGAUAAUGUGGCGGUAAUGAAGAGGCUCAUACAAAAUUUGGCGGAUAUCAACAUUCUGCCCUACUACGUUUAUCAAGGAGAUAUGGUGCGAGGUGUAGAGGACCUUCGGACGCCGCUGUCAACAAUACUUGAUCUUGAAGCACAGAUUCGUGGAAGCAUCAGUGGCUUCAUGACCCCACAGUUUAUUGUAGACCUUCCGGGAGGGGGUGGCAAGCGUCUGGCUUCAUCUUACAAAGAUUACAACAGAAUCACCGGGGUGUCCACGUUUGUGGCUCCAGCUGUUACGGGGGAUCCCAACACCGUCUUCAAAUACCAUGACCCAGUAUGGAGUAUUCCAAGUCAUUAG
Molecule: messenger RNA, 1473 nt
Organism: Psilocybe cubensis
Lineage: Eukaryota; Fungi; Basidiomycota; Agaricomycetes; Agaricales; Agrocybaceae
Exons: 4
Coding region: 1-1473 (490 amino acids)
Source: RefSeq, a predicted model, not a curated record